UGUUUCAAGUUUUGGCACAUUUAAUCUCGCUGGCUGGGACUUAUUAACUUGUUUUUCUUGUUUUUCAAUGCCAAAAAAACCCAAAACAAAGCCAUAAUGGAUAACAACAUGACUGUUUUGAACGACACGACGCCGGCGGGCAACCAAACGCUGGGCGUGUGGAGCGACUACACGCCGGAGUACAAAGUGGUCAGCGUGCUUCUGGUGUGCCUCAUAUGCGGCGUGGGGAUGGUGGGCAACAUCAUGGUCAUCCUGGUGGUGCUGACCACCAAACACAUGCGCACCCCCACCAACUGCUACCUGGUGAGCCUGGCCGUGGCGGACCUGAUGGUGCUGACCGCCGCCGGGCUGCCCAACAUCACGGACGCGCUGCGUGGGCAGUGGGUGUACGGCUACGCGGGCUGCCUGGGAAUCACCUAUCUGCAAUACUUGGGGAUAAACGCGUCGUCUUGCUCCAUCACCGCCUUCACGGUGGAGCGCUACAUCGCCAUUUGUCAUCCCAUCAAGGCGCAGUUCCUGUGCACGCUGUCCCGCGCCAAGAGGAUCAUCAUGCUGGUGUGGGCGCUCACUUCCGUCUACUGCGUCAUGUGGCUCUUCCUGUCCGACACGCAAACUUUGGUGUAUGACAACGUGGUGCUGCUCAGCUGCGCCUACAAAGUGUCCAGGAGUCAUUACCUGCCCAUUUACUUCAUAGACUUUACGGUGUUUUACGUGCUGCCGCUGCUGUUGGCCACCGUCCUGUACGGGCUCAUCGCCAGGAUACUUUUCCUAAACCCUCUGCCUUCACACCCUAAAGACAACACCAAUAAAUGGAGGAGAAGGACGAGCAAUGGAGGGGGAAGGAUGAUCAAUGCGAGCUCCUCCAGCAGCACCACUGCUGCUUCUCGCAGACAGGUUACAAAGAUGCUGGCUGUGGUCGUGAUCCUUUUCGCCUUACUUUGGAUGCCCUACCGGACCUUAGUGGUGGUCAACUCCUUCCUGGACAAGGCCUACCUGGACACGUGGUUCCUGCUCUUCUGUCGCCUCUGCAUCUACUUGAACAGCGCCAUCAACCCGGUCAUUUACAACGCCAUGUCCCAGAAAUUCCGCGGAGCCUUUAAGAAGUUGUGUCACUGCGGUCCUCAGCGCCUGGAGAAACCUGCUUCAUACAGCAUGGCGCUUACCUACAGUGUCAUCAAGGACAUAUCCAAUGGGGAGAGUCUUGACCACUUCACCACGGACAUGGAGGAGCUCCACACCCCGAGCGACCAGUUUGUACCCACUCUACCAACUGCCAAAGAGAUUCUGUUUGAAGAGCCUCUGCUUUUGGGAAAUAUGUCUCAACUUAGUGAAAGGGGAUCACUGGAAGUCAGUGAAUAAAUUAAUCUGAUACAUUUUGCACCAGAUAUUUAGAGGUGUUAGGUUAUGAUCAAGAUGCACAAAUCAUAUCAGGAUUGUUUACAGAAGUUUAAAGCAGAUAGGAAAUAGUGCAUUAUGUAUCCUGUUUGACCUCCUACUUGCUCCUAAGCAUGGUGUACCCAAUGGAAACUCCCACGAGACUGCGCGGCAAAUUACAGCCUGCCCAUAGACAGGAAGGAACAAACACACUGUUAGAAAACUACCCCCAGAAUACCAUUAUAUGAAUCAUAUUUUGUAUCUAUUUAUGCACAUUAUGGGCCUGGUCUACAAAAGGUUUGUGUUUAUUAAACACGCGCAAACUUGAUUGGGCAUGCAAAUGGGAUCUACUAAAUUUGUGCGCACAAAGGAUUAUGUCUCUUAAAAAGGAACACACCCUCUCAUUUAGGGAUGUCCCGAUCCGAUAUUUGGAUCGGAUCGG
Nerophis lumbriciformis (worm pipefish) is the source of this 1816-nucleotide messenger RNA. It is a transcript of the gene trhra, whose product is annotated as thyrotropin-releasing hormone receptor a. Gene Ontology annotation, molecular function: thyrotropin-releasing hormone receptor activity. The record is from RefSeq and is a predicted model, not a curated record. Lineage: Eukaryota; Metazoa; Chordata; Actinopteri; Syngnathiformes; Syngnathidae. Gene Ontology annotation, cellular component: membrane. Gene Ontology annotation, biological process: phospholipase C-activating G protein-coupled receptor signaling pathway.